This is a messenger RNA of Phanerochaete carnosa HHB-10118-sp, 1422 nucleotides long. RefSeq lists its product as uncharacterized. Lineage: Eukaryota; Fungi; Basidiomycota; Agaricomycetes; Polyporales; Phanerochaetaceae. The transcript is spliced from 10 exons. Bases 1 to 1422 code for a protein of 473 amino acids. The record is from RefSeq and is a predicted model, not a curated record.
AUGCCCAAAGCUCGCAUCCAAGCCUCAGGAGAGGUAAAACGGUCUGCGGCUACCCCUAGCAGGAUAUCUAAGAGGCGCAGGACCACUACAAAGCACGUUGAGUUUGAGAAUGGGGCUAGUAUGACUCAGUGGAGGGUUACAGAUCUUGUCUUUGAAGAGCCUGUGCAGGAGUCUCCAAUGAAGAAGAGAGGAGGGAAGAAGGGGCCUGGAACACAAGAUCUGGCUGAGAGAGAGACAUUGAUGAAGUGGGCAAUGCCAAAGAGAGGCCGUCAUGCACAGCAGGCUGCACCAGAGCUCUACACUAAGAAUGAGAAAGAGGCACAAACUCCAGAGAAACUAGACAGACUUGCAAAGCAACAAGAUCCAAAGCACCAGGUGGCAGGCUGGACCACAGCAGAUACAGACAAUCCCCAGCAACAUUUCCAUGACAACCACAUUGAUGCCUGGGUUACUGCAUGUGACAAAGCAGGCAUCAGAAUCACAGCAAAGAGCGCUACUGCUUAUGUCGAGGCCUGGCGCUGUCGCCAACAUAGAGAAGCAGGUUCAAAUGUGCAGCACGAUGAUGGCCGGCCUCAGUUUAGCAAGGAGCUUUUUGUUGACUACAUUGUAGAGUGGAUUGUCACUGAUGAUCAGUCGCUGAGUGUUGUUGACAACCCAAGACUACGCAACAUCUUUUUGUUAUUGCAUUCUGAGCUACACGACAAAGAUAUUCCUCACCGCACAACCAUUCAGGCUCAAGUUGGUGAGGUUUUUGAAGAAUAUCUGGAUGAGCUCAGUCAGGAUAUGCAGAAUGCAGCUGGGAAAAUCUCCUUCACCAUGGACAUGUGGACAGAUCCUCAUCUGUUUCCAUACAUGGCAGUCACAGCACAUUGGCUGCAUCUGAUUUUAUCGGCUUUCAUUGUGUCCCUACCAGGCACACAGGUGAACAUCUCGCAGCUGCAUUUCUUCAUAUUCUGGAUCAUAUCAAGAUCACUUAUGAGAGCCAUUCUUCUUCGUGAGGCAAUUGAGAAAUUUCUCCAUGGGGCUGAGUUUGCAGAUCUGCGCAAGUACAGCCUUAACAGUGAGGAGUGGAAGGCGUUGCAGAUAUUUCCAAAAAUCCUUCAGAUCCCACAUGCAUUCCAGCAAAUUUUAUCAUCUCAGUCGACUCCAAUGCUCAUUAACAUCUUGCCUGCAUUCGAGGCAAUGAAGCAAUGCUGGGAAGACAGGCAGACUCAGCUACCACAUGCUGCAGAUAUAAUUCAGCAAGGUUUGGACAAACUUGCUGAUUAUCGUGAUCGCAAUUGGGCAAGCGAUGCAUAUAUUCUGGCUACAAUUAUCAAUCCAGCUCACAAGCUGGAAUGGUUUGAGCAGAAUAGUUCACAAGAGAAGGUGCAUGAUGCAGAGAAGUUAUUCUUAGCAGAGGUAUUGCACUUUUUUGUUUAA